AGAGCAGUCUGAAUACUACGGCGGCCGCGCAGGCUCGUCUGCGUUCCUCCCGGGCUCCCAGCGGCGGUCGGCGCGCGCCCACGCCCCGCCCUGCUUAGUUUCAAGCGGGCCGGCCAGGUCUGCGCAGUCGCGGCGGCCGGGGAAGAUGGUGGAGGACGGCGUGGAGGAGCUAGAGGACUUGGUGCACUUCUCGGUGUCCGAGUUGCCAAGUCGCGGCUACGGCGUCAUGGAGGAGAUCCGGCGGCAGGGCAAGCUGUGCGACGUGACGCUCAAGGAAUUAAGAAGCAGCUUAGGGAUUUCUCAUGAGGUUGCAGUCCACUGUCACCUUGGGCUGCAGUCAUCUGAAAGCUUCACUGGGGCUGGAGGAUCUUCUUCCAAGCUCACGCAGAUUGGGGACCACAAAUUCAGUGCUCACCGGAUCGUCUUAGCAGCCUCAAUCCCGUACUUCCACGCUAUGUUUACAAAUGACAUGAUGGAGUGCAAGCAGGAUGAGAUUGUAAUGCAAGGAAUGGACCCAAGUGCCCUGGAGGCUCUGAUCAACUUUGCCUACAAUGGCCACCUUGCCAUUGACCAGCAGAAUGUCCAGUCAUUGCUGAUGGGGGCGAGUUUCCUACAGCUGCAGAGUAUCAAGGACGCUUGCUGCACGUUCCUCCGAGAGCGGCUUCACCCAAAGAAUUGUCUGGGUGUCCGCCAGUUUGCCGAGACCAUGAUGUGUGCUGUGCUGUACGACGCAGCUAAUAGCUUCAUCCACCAGCACUUUGUGGAUGUGUCCAUGUCAGAAGAAUUCCUGGCCCUGCCCUUGGAAGACGUGCUUGAGCUGGUGUCUCGAGAUGAGCUGAAUGUGCAAUCAGAAGAGCAGGUCUUUGAAGCCACAUUGGCCUGGGUCAGAUACGACCCGGAACAGAGAGGGCCCUGCCUGCCUGAGCUGUUGUCCAACAUCCGCCUGCCCCUCUGCCGGCCCCAGUUCCUGUCAGACCAAGUGCAGCAGGAUGACCUGGUGCGUUGCUGCCACAAGUGCAGGGACCUAAUAGAUGAAGCAAAGGACUAUCACCUCAUGCCAGAGCACCGACCCCACCUGCCGGCUUUCCGAACUCGGCCUCGCUGCUGUACGUCCAUCACUGGCCUUAUCUAUGCCGUCGGGGGCCUCAACUCAGCAGCAAAUUUUUAUGCAGGUGAUUCCCUGAAUGUGGUGGAAGUGUUUGACCCCAUCGCCAAUUGCUGGGAGAAGUGCCAUCCCAUGACAACAGCCCGCAGCCGUGUCGGUGUGGCUGUGGUGAAUGGACUUCUCUACGCCAUCGGGGGCUAUGACGGCCAGCUACGGCUGAGCACUGUGGAGGUCUACAACCCAGAGACAGACACAUGGACCAGAGUGGGGAGCAUGAAUAGCAAAAGAAGUGCCAUGGGGACGGUCGUGCUGGAUGGGCAGAUCUACGUCUGUGGGGGCUAUGAUGGCAACUCCUCUCUCAACUCUGUGGAGACCUACUCACCUGAGACGGACAAGUGGACAGUGGUGACCCCGAUGAGCUCGAAUCGCAGUGCUGCUGGGGUUACAGUCUUUGAGGGCAGGAUAUAUGUGUCGGGUGGCCACGACGGUCUGCAGAUCUUCAACAGUGUGGAGCACUACAAUCACCAUACAGCCACCUGGCAUCCAGCAGCCGGCAUGCUCAGCAAGCGCUGCCGCCAUGGAGCUGCCUCCCUGGGAAGCAAGAUGUUUGUCUGCGGGGGCUAUGAUGGCUCCGGCUUCCUCAGCAUUGCUGAGGUGUACAGCUGUGUGGCAGACCAGUGGUGCCUGAUAGUCCCCAUGCACACACGCCGGAGCCGUGUCUCCCUGGUGGCCAGCUGUGGGCGUCUUUACGCUGUGGGGGGCUAUGACGGACAGUCGAACCUAAGCUCAGUGGAGAUGUAUGACCCAGAGACAGAGCGCUGGACAUUUAUGGCCCCCAUGGCCUGUCAUGAGGGAGGGGUCGGUGUAGGCUGCAUCCCUCUCCUCACCAUCUAAGGCAGAGAGGGUGGGAUGUGUGGAGUAGGGAUGUGGUACAAAUAUAGGCACUUCCUUCCAGGGACCGUCCUUCACGGGAGAGGCGGUGGAUCAGAAGAAGGUGUGAAAUGUGAGCUCGCUGGAGGAACAGUUUCUCCAGGUGCUUAGGUCCUCCCUCACUGUGCUGCCCUUGUGACCGUCAGACUGAGGUCAUCACAAUGCACAGGACAGAAGCAAGCCCCUCUGGGUUCACAGCUGGUGACACAGGACUGCUCUGCAGGUCUGCACAUACACAGGCUCCAUCCAAGCCAGCUCCCACCUGCCACAGCUCUGUGGGCCACCCCCUUGCAGAACACCUUCCAUCUGAUUCUCCUUCUCGCCCGCUAUCCUCCGGCCAUACUGUGGCCAAUUUGAUGGGACGGCUGCAGUGGUCAAGCCUGUUGGAAACCAGGGUGUGGCUGGGAGAGGAAGGACACUCCAGGUGUUCUCACUGCCUCCAGUGAUGCAGCCACAGCAGUGUGCUGGCUGCGCAUAAGCACCUCCUCCUUCCAUUCAGGACACAGGAUUUUGUCCUCAUUGUUGGGUAACCAGGAAGAACGGAAGCUUUUCCUGUGUCUGAUUUUGGGAUUUCAGUGCGGUCUUUUUCAUCUUGCUCAGAAGUAACAAAAAAACAAAAGAAAAAUACUUGAAAGAAACUGGAAAGAAAACUACUUUUUUUUUUAAGUGAACAUUUUUUUGCAAGAAGAAAACAAAAGAUGCUGAAGGCAAAUAAGUGUUUAAAUUGAAGACCACCCAACAUGAAAAGGGUGGUAUCCACCCCCACAUUUGGAUCCUAGGGUCCUGAGGCCUCGCAUAGCACUUGGGGUUCCCUCUGAGCCCCAGCAUGUCUGAGAUCAGUGCUCUCGACUGGUCCUGUAGCAAGGUGCUCAUGGGGUUUGUCUUCACACCCACCAUCAGAGGACUUUUUUAAUGUUAAGCAUAGUGAGUUGGCUGAAUUACUGCCACUCUUCUGGGUGGGAGCUCCCAGCUCAUUGCUGGAGGCUCCAGAUGCCCUCUGGUUACCUCCCACUGCCACCAUGGCCCUCAUUCCCAUUCCCUGUCCCCAUGUUCCUUCCUUAUUUGACCAGCAGGAGACAGCAGGUCUGGCUAGAUUAUCACUUGCCCGUCUAUCAUUCUUGAAUAAUGUUCCUCUUUAUGAUGCUUCUGGGGCACAUUAACCAUUUGUACCUCUAUAACCUAACCAGGGACAUGGUCCUCCCACCAGCCAUGGUCUGGCUUGGUCCAGUAAUCUCGCUGCCCUGCCAGUCCACUGCUCCUCCAUCCACUCGCCAAUGCCCAGGGUUUGGCUUCCCUCCAGCCCCUGGCUAACUGACCAGCAAGGUGAACCUUUAUGUUCAAGCAAAGCUGACUUCAUGACAUAAAGAACUGAAGACCGAAAGAAUCUCUUGCUGCUGCAAAGAACAGAUUUUAUAUUUCUUCCGCUGAUCUUAGCAUAUGACCUCUUGAAGAGACUCCAUGCUCCUCCUUCCUCAGUGGAUGGACCCCUCAUGUAGCACAGCAGGACCCAAACAGGAGGACACUUCCUAUUACCAGCGCACUGGGCAGUGGGGCUGUCCUUCAACUGCUGCUGCCAAAAUCUGGUUUCUAAAAUCUUCCAGUAGUAACCCGAAGAGGAUACAAUUCCUUUAAUGCAAGAUUGGUUCUCCACCUGGUUGGUUUUCUUUGCUGCUGCCUGGGGUGGCCUGGAAGCCUGUUAAGAAAGGCACAGUGUGGAUGGAUCCUGAGAUGUCUCUCCCAUCCCAGGACUGUGAGAUUCACCAGUGUGUGCAAUCGCCAUGUAGCCAGAGGGAAGUUCCUUUGCUACCUGCCACUUAGGAGCUGGACCUCUGCUACAAGCACUUGAAAAUGAUGUUUUUAUUUUAAAAGACUCAACAACCUGAUACAGGUUAGCCUGGGCUCCCAGUGGAGCUCCAGUGUUUCUUACUCCUCGGUUAGCCUACAGAGGUAGACUUGGAACGUGGUUGGGGUCUGUGUUUCCCAUUAGAGAGGAGAUAUCAGUGCUCAUCGUCUUAUAAGCCCUUUCCGUUUGUGGAUUUGAAGCAGCAUUGACAAGCUGGAUUGUGAAGGUAUUAAGAGUCAGUCAGUGGGCUAAAUGAGUGGGCCUCAGCAUGUCCUUAGGAUGCCAGUCCAGACUUUUCCACUGGGGAUGCUAAGUCCUUUUUCCAUCAUCUGCUAUUCUUGUAGUGGCCUUCCUGAGUCCACUCCCACAACCUGGUGUGGAAGUCACACUGCUGCACCCAUGGUCAGUGUUUCUAAGUAAGAUGAAGCCAGUGCUUUGAUCUGGGCUGUGAGCACAAAUUAACAGACUCUUCAGUCAAUUUUCACACUCUUCAGUCAAUUCCUCAGUCUGAUGGUGAAUGACUGCAAAUGGCUGGUCUGGCUCUUUGGUGUUGGAUCCUUUCCAAUAGCACCGUGAAAAAAAAGAUGUCACCCAAGGAUAUUGUAAAAAGGGUGUAACAGUGAGGUAAGACAGAUACGGCACUCACUGAGCCUUGGGCUCUAGCCCAGCUCUGAGCAGAGGACCGUGACAUAUGUUAUCCUUGGGCAUUUUCUCUUCUUAGAUGACACAUAGAACCUUCUCGUCUGGGGUUCCUCUGAAAUCAAAACCAGGAUGGGAGCUGAAGAGCAGCCUUUUGACUUGGUCACAGAGAUGUGAGUAGGUAGAAAUUCUCCUCUCCCCCAAUUUAUUGUUUCCCAGAAAAAUCUUACUUCCUUUUAUUUAUAGAAUGCAUGUCUUUUGUGUUAACAAACCAAAGAGAAAUAAAGACUAUACUCCUAAUA
This is a messenger RNA of Manis javanica (Malayan pangolin), 4819 nucleotides long. It is a transcript of the gene KLHL18, whose product is annotated as kelch like family member 18. The record is from RefSeq and is a predicted model, not a curated record. NCBI's taxonomy places the organism in Eukaryota, Metazoa, Chordata, Mammalia, Pholidota, Manidae. Gene Ontology annotation, molecular function: protein binding.